AUGGCUGACGAAGUCGAUCUGUACAAAGAUGUGGAUAAAAUCCCCAAGUACGAAGCCUUCGAGCCAUUGAGUUCGACGUUUAAGGACGCGCAGAUAAAGACUUCCAGCGUGUCAAUUUAUGUUGGAAACUUGACUUGGUGGACGAGUGAUUUUGACUUGGAAAUGGCGAUUAGGCGACUGGGAGUGUACGACAUCUUGGACGUGUACAUCCACGAGAGCAGCAUAAACGGUCAGAGCAAGGGCUUUGCUCGCGUUGACGUUAAAAGCGAAGCGAGCGCGAAACAGGUGAUGGAGAAGCUCCCCCGCGGCGACCUCAACGGAGUCAGGCCAGUUGUAACGCCUGCCAAUGCCGUCACCCUAAAGGAAUUCAACGAAGCUUUCAACGACAAACUCUGCGAUAGAAAUCAAGAAAAGGUCAAAGAAAACGGAAAGAAACCGACCAACGGAGUUGUUCCCCGCCUAUGCCAUUCCCGAUGGCAAACGGUAAACUGA
Messenger RNA from Oikopleura dioica, 492 nucleotides. The record is from the annotation of a GenBank genome assembly. Lineage: Eukaryota; Metazoa; Chordata; Appendicularia; Copelata; Oikopleuridae.